Messenger RNA from Fukomys damarensis (Damara mole-rat), 4755 nucleotides. It is a transcript of the gene Tacr1, whose product is annotated as tachykinin receptor 1. Gene Ontology annotation, biological process: positive regulation of flagellated sperm motility; G protein-coupled receptor signaling pathway. The coding region runs from base 696 to 1919 and encodes 407 amino acids. NCBI's taxonomy places the organism in Eukaryota, Metazoa, Chordata, Mammalia, Rodentia, Bathyergidae. Gene Ontology annotation, cellular component: plasma membrane; sperm midpiece. Gene Ontology annotation, molecular function: substance P receptor activity. The transcript has 5 exons. The record is from RefSeq and is a predicted model, not a curated record.
UGCUGCGCAAGAGGACUGGCGAGUACGCAGCCCAGGUACUGCCCCUUCCCGGUGACGUCUCUGCAGCGGGUUAUAAAAGCCUCGUGCGCAUCCUGCAGAGAUUGUGCUAACUCUCGAGCCGAGCAGGACCCAAGCCAAGAGGCGCCUGCGAGGCUGCAGCCGGCGCGGUGGCAAGGGCUUCUGCGAAAGCGAAGGAAAAAAUCUCCAGCCCCAGAUCCCGGCCAACGAAUCAGAACUUUCAAAGGUAGCGCUGUGACGGGCUCUCCUUGCCCGCCUAAGUCCUCAUGCAGCACAGGACUUUGCCUUUCCCGCCGCAAGAAGGAGAUCUAGCGGUUGUAAACAGAAGCAGGUACAGAAAGGCGGGUUCUCUUGCUUUCUAGAAGAGGGGGCCGGUGGAACUACUUUCCACCUUUCAGUUUAACGCAGAGGACACGCAGUCUCCAGAUUCUGAACUCAAAUACUUUCUGAAACUGAAAAGUGGAGGAAUUCAGAGCCACGAAGGUCGGGCAGACAGAGCAUCUAGAAGUAUUUAUCCUCUGAGCGCCAAGUCAGCUUGCAAGGAGAGUUCUACCCAGAAAGAAACUUCUUCCUUCCUGUCUGGCUUAAGCAGGAUCCUAAGCCUCAGGUGCCUGCCACAAGAGGCUGCAAAGCAGGUGGUGGGUGCAGAAAGGAGAGCUUUGCCACAAACCUGCGAAAUGGAUAACGUCCUCCCUGUGGACUCAGACCUCUUCCCAAACAUCUCCACCAACACCUCAGAACCCAACCAGUUCGUGCAGCCAGCCUGGCAAAUUGUCCUUUGGGCAGCUGCCUAUACGAUCAUUGUGGUGACCUCUGUGGUGGGAAACGUGGUGGUGAUGUGGAUCAUCUUGGCUCACAAGAGAAUGAGGACAGUGACCAACUAUUUUCUGGUGAACCUGGCCUUCGCGGAGGCCUCCAUGGCUGCAUUCAAUACAGUGGUGAACUUCACCUAUGCUGUCCACAACGAGUGGUACUACGGCCUGUUCUACUGCAAGUUCCACAACUUCUUCCCCAUUGCAGCGGUCUUUGCCAGUAUCUACUCCAUGACAGCAGUGGCCUUUGAUAGGUACAUGGCCAUCAUCCACCCCCUGCAGCCCCGGCUAUCGGCCACGGCCACCAAAGUGGUCAUCUGUGUUAUCUGGGUCCUGGCCCUUCUGCUGGCCUUCCCCCAGGGCUACUACUCAACCACAGAGACCAUGCCUGGCAGAGUCGUGUGCAUGAUCGAGUGGCCCGAGCAUCCUGACAAAAUUUAUGAGAAAGUGUACCACAUCUGUGUGACUGUGCUGAUCUACUUCCUCCCCCUGCUGGUGAUCGGCUACGCCUACACAGUCGUGGGGAUCACACUGUGGGCCAGUGAGAUCCCCGGGGACUCCUCUGACCGGUACCAUGAGCAAGUGUCUGCCAAGCGCAAGGUGGUCAAGAUGAUGAUUGUGGUGGUGUGCACCUUCGCCAUCUGCUGGCUGCCCUUCCACAUCUUUUUCCUCCUGCCCUACAUCAACCCGGAUCUCUACCUGAAGAAGUUUAUCCAACAGGUCUACCUGGCCAUCAUGUGGCUGGCCAUGAGCUCCACUAUGUACAAUCCCAUCAUCUACUGCUGCCUCAAUGACAGGUUCCGCUUGGGCUUCAAGCAUGCCUUCCGGUGCUGCCCCUUUAUCAGCGCUGGUGACUAUGAAGGCCUUGAAAUGAAGUCCACUCGGUAUCUCCAGACCCAGGGUAGUGUCUACAAAGUCAGCCGCCUGGAGACCACCAUCUCCACAGUGGUGGGGGCCCACGAGGAGGAUCCCGAGGAAGGUCCCAAGGCCACACCUUCAUCCCUGGACCUGACCUCCAAUGGCUCCUCACGUAGCAACUCCAAGACCAUGGCAGAGAGCUCCAGCUUCUACUCUAACAUGCUAUCCUAGGCAAUGGGCCACCAGCAGGUGCAGCCUUGGUCACCUCCGUCCUACUUCAUUCAUGCAUGGAUACUUCUUUGAUUUGGAAAAUGUCAGAAACACCCUAAAACUGGAGCCUUUGAAAGGGUCAGGAUGGUUUAGAAAAAAACAUUUCAUCCUGAAAUCAAUCCGGAUUUGUCCGUGGCAUUGUCAUCCCCGUACUGUGUAACCUAAGACAAAUAAUUGAACGUCUCUGUUUGUAAAAUAAGGAGGUUGAACUAGAUUUUUCUCUAUGAUUCAGUCCAUGAUUCUAAAAGUGACUUGGACAGCAUGUGUGUGCUUAUUUCAGGGUGAAUUCUGCAGCACAAUAGCAGACCCAAGAGUUCUGUUUGCCUGGAGCCUUUGUCUUACUCAGUAAAGUCAUUCUGAGCCAUCCUCAGAUUAGCUUCCUUCAGCUGGUAGUUCACAUCACUCCAGCCUUCACUUGACAGGGUGAACAAAAGAAUGUGCCGCAUAUAUUCUGCAUGAAAGAUCUAACUUCAUCUUUUAAGCAUCUGCGAAAAAAAAAUAUGUCUGCCCCUAUUUAAUAUCUCAAUAUUUCAUUCAGUUCAUUUAAACAUGAUGGAAUUGAGAGCCUCAGGCUCUUCUGCAUUAUGUCCCCAGAGGCCACCCUGAACGAUCAGGGCCAGCAGAAUGUAUCUACUGAUGCCAGCUAAUGUCUUUUCUGACCAAGAAUCAGGAGGCACUUGACAGGCUUAAUCUAUCUGAGCUUCGGUCCUUGUGUAUGAAAACAGUGGGGCUGAACUAAAUCAUCUAAGUGUCCCCUAGAAUCUGAAUGUUCUAUAGUUCAAUAAUCCUAUACAUUUUUGUUUCUUUGUUUGUUUCACCAAAACAUGGUAGCCAUAAAGUACAAGCAGUGACACCCAUUUCCUGGAGAGACAGCAACUGAUAAAACAUGUAAAUAUCCAUCUCAGACAUUCUCCCCUUUACCCUAAAACCCUGAGUACAUUCCUCCUGCCAAAAGAGCUUGGCCUUGGGUAGAGCAGAGGGCUUCAUAACAAAGCCUGCACCUCUCCAGCAAGCUUGUACAGGUGAACAGCUUGAGAACACCACUGAGGAAGACCAGCAUUCAGACUUCCUGCCCUGGCUUCUCAGUAUCUUAGGGCAAAGGCACUAACCCAGAUUCUUAUCUUUGUGCUAGCAUAAGCCAUGGGCUCAGAAACCUGUAGAGUGAGACUGCUACACCCUGCAACUGCACUUUUGGGAAGAGGCACCAUGCAUCUUCCCUCAGUCUCUGAGUGGCUUCUUCCUGUCCCAUAACUCUGCUGGUCUCCCUAAAGGGUAGUCAAUCUGCCAAGAACAUGAGCUAAAAAGGCUUCCUGUCCCAAUAUAGCCUUGGGGUCUCCAGCAGGUGAACAUGCAGUUUCUUCCUGUCUCCCAGAUCUGUGUCUUGUCCAGAUGUGGCCAGAAGCAAAAGCUUCAUAUAUCUAUGAAUGCCCUCCUCAUGGUUUGAAUACUGGAUGCAUCCAUAAUGUUAAGGGGAGAACAAUGCCACCUAGUGGGUUUGCAGGCUCUACCAGCCCAAUUGGUUCUAACCCUGCAAGAGAAUCACACACCUAGUGGAAGGUAUAUAAAAAUAGUAUAUGCCAGGAAAAAAAAAAACAAAAACUUGAGGACCAUUUUGUGCAAAGCAGUAAGGGAUAUAUCAAAUAAACAAAGGAAAGCCAUAUGGAUGUAGAUGUCUGAAUGGAAAACUAAAUUUACGGACAACAAAAUUCCAUGCCCAAAGUUUUAGUCACACUUCCAAUAGAGAAUUGUGCCAUAUGUGGAUGUUGGGAAUCGACAUGAUCCUGAGAAGUACUCAGAAAGAAGGUAUACAGAGAUGGGGACAUCCAACCUACAGGGAAGAACUGAAUUGAACUGAAAAGAAUAGAGUUGAAUUCAACAAGGAUUCAUUAAGCUUUGCUCCAGACUGAGGCCUGAGCCAGGGACACACAACUACUGCCACUGUGGAUGAGCUCACUGGACCUGCCACUCCUAACUUACCGGUCCUAGCGAAUCCAGCUGCAUAGGAGGAAUGAAGACAUCUGAGAAGCAGAUUCUUCUCAGGGUAAUGAAGCCAAAGACUGAUACCUUCUGAGAGUCCUUGCAGUGAGAGUUCUCUGAGACAUUCCAAAGGGAGCCACCAGUCAGUCCAAUGGACCUAAAGAGAUAUAGCUGAACAGUAUCAUCAUUGUGCAUAAUAACAGGGUGUGUGGAAUGGUUCUAAGCAGCUUUGAGUGCAACAAAACAAAACAUCAGAGAGUGCCAGCAGGCCUUCUAUUGCCCCACACUGCAAUAUCUAUUUAAUUCAUAGAAAUGUUGUCAGGUCUCAGUGUGUGAGGCACACCAUGAUUUGCACUGUGCAUGGAUUUCAUUCUUAGUAUAUAGAGACGUGUUGCCUGUGUUUAUGUCUUCUGUGUGUUUCCUUGGUAUACUGUCCUAUAGUAACAGAAUGAGAGACAUCAUGGGGCUAUCUCUGUUCUAUUACUUCCAAAAUGUGGAAUUCGGCUGCUGUCAGUGUGUUGUGUUGUGGCAAUCUCCUCUCAAUCAUUGUUCUUUCUCAGGAGGGAGCUCUGGUUUCUAUCAUGUACUCACAGUAAUUGGGAGGUAUUGAGGGGAUUUUAUAGGAGGAACUAGAGAACAAGAGCCCUUGUCCUCCUCAAUCCCUGGCAGAAUGUUAAGACCUAGGACUUAGUGGAAUCCUAGGGGAAAGGGACUGAAGAGGUCCUUUCACUGCCUUGAUUUUAGAGGAGAUGAGUGGAAAGGGGGCAUUCCUGAGGCUGCUGUGUUUUUCAGCCUGAGAUCCUAGAAAGAAUCUCUAUAC